CAGGCAUAGACGUAGCUAGCGAUAGCCUCUCCCCCCUAACUAGCAAACCCUACCUAAUUAUACCCAUACAAUCAUGUAUUCCCACAAUUUGUAUUAUGGCAAUUGGAGAUCGGAAACUAAGAAUUGAUGUUCGUAACUAUAGCGAGCUGUAGAAUUUAGAAAGUCGGAGUUGAAGAGUCUAGUCCGAGUCCGAUUAAUUCUCUCUACCUUUACCCUCGAAUCCUACUAUCACACGAGUAUCGCGGACGACGCCGAGCAUUCUUAAAUGUCCUAGAACCGAACGAUCAUUCAGCAGUAUUACAUGCGAUCUGCUUUUAUUGAACGAUUGAGGAACAUAGAAGGAGAGACUUUAGAAGAGACGGGAUAUAAUUCACUUGCGCGCAAGACACGGGGAACAUUGCUUAAUCGUGCUUCUUUCUACCUUACGAAUAUUUCGCAAGUACUUAGACGUCGAGGAUCGUGAUUAUUAUCAUUUAUCCUCUUGUCAGUCUAUCGCCUAGCCAAAAUGGAUGCUUCUUCACCGUUAGCCGCUAUGCAUCAUGCUCCAGCGGGAUCUUGGGGUCCUCGCUGUAUGUCCUCUCGUAACCCUUUCGGAGGUAACAUGGGUAUCCGUGAGCAAUUGCAGCGAUCGAGGCCGGAUUACUUCAACAUUAAGUCUGUUCGAGGUUCAUCUCCGGCUGCAAGUCUUGCUGCAGAUCUCUCGCAAAAUUUCAGAAUUGAUAGUGAGGACAGCCCUCGCUUUCCGACACCGCGCAGAGCUCUAUUCACUUCCAAUAUGAUGGAGGCUAUAGAGAAUCGUGGUUAUGUCACAACGCCGCCUUUGCCGGCCACAUCGUCUCCUGCGCCGUUAGAAGACAUGAUGGAUAUCUCUCCGCUACCCCAGAAGGAUGCUUUCUACAGCUCCAUCGAGAUAACGUCUCCUACCCCUCUGGGACACCCUUGCGAUGAUGAGAUGAUGGUUGAGUCUCCUAUUGUGAUGACUCGCCAAUCCUCCAUGGGCCUUGAGCCGCCGAAGAUGUUGUGGGACAACCGCAACAAGCGAUCGGGGCUACGACGACCGUCGUUGAGUCGAGCUAAGGUUCACUCUACUAGUACCCUUCUUUCUUCGCGAUUACACCCAGAGAACCAAUUGUCUACUUUUCGCUUUGGUUCUGAAUCUCGACUAAUGGGUCCUACGUCUGCGGCCAUGUCUCCCGGCGAUUGCUUCGAAGACUCUCCCAUUCAAGAUCGACGACCACAAACGUCUCACAGCCCUUCUCCUACUAGUGCUACGGCAGCCCGACCGAAGCCUCAGUUUGCGAGUCUUACUGGGACUCGGGACAUUCGCACCGGCUCGCCGAUCCCUAGCCAUGUUCGUCGCUUGUCCAACCCGUUUGCCCGACCUCGUCGGCAAUAUCGCCGAUCGCUCAGCAUGUUUGAUAACCCGGGCGAUGUGAUGAAGGCUAACGAGGAACCCAUGCCUCAAAGCACUCUUCAAUCUGUAAUGGAUGUUGAAGAGACCCAGGACCCUGUAUUGCCUCAUUUCUUUCCCGAUGACGAGAGCGAUAACAUCCCCAGAAUUUCGAGGGACACCUUCCUUGAGGUGUUGGAUGGCAAGUUUAACGAGCAAUACACCCAGAAGAUGAUCAUCGACUGUCGAUUCGAAUACGAAUAUGAUGGUGGACACAUCGAGAAUGCUGUCAACUACAAUGACAAGGAGUUGCUUACACGACAGCUUUUCGAGAACCCCAUGGAUGGCAGAACGCUCCUCAUCUUCCACUGCGAGUAUUCCGCUUGCCGUGCUCCCAUGAUGGCCCGCCAUAUCCGCGCCUCCGACCGUACUGUCAACGCCGAGUACUACCCUCGACUUACAUACCCGGAAGUCUAUAUCCUGGAUGGCGGAUACAGCGAAUUCUUCAUUGAGCAUCGUGAGAGAUGCCACCCUCAAGCAUAUGUCGCAAUGGGCGCUGAAGAGCAUGCCAACACCUGCGAGCGCGAGUUGGGCAAGCUGCAGCAGAAGCGCAAGGGCUUAGGAAGAGCUAAGACAUUCGCAUUUGGCCACCGGGAUUCCAUGGUAGACGGUUCUCCUUGUGCUCCUGUCAGACGACAUGAGUACCAAUCUCCUACCAUGAUGAUUGGUAAUUCACCAAUUCUUGGCAAUAAUCGAUCGCCUGCACGCCGUAUGGCUUCUUACUAAACGUACCGGAGCCUUUUGAGACGAAACACGACCGAAAGUCACUAGUACCGGUCAUUUACUACCGCACACAAAGAUUUCGUUUCACAACAUUUAUAUCCGCCCUGGUUCUCUGAUUUCGUCGGCUGAUGCCGGCCUU
Molecule: messenger RNA, 2312 nt
Organism: Hypoxylon trugodes
Lineage: Eukaryota; Fungi; Ascomycota; Sordariomycetes; Xylariales; Hypoxylaceae
Exons: 4
Coding region: 506-2176 (556 amino acids)
Biological process (GO): positive regulation of G2/M transition of mitotic cell cycle; positive regulation of G2/MI transition of meiotic cell cycle; G2/M transition of mitotic cell cycle
Cellular component (GO): cytoplasm; nucleus
Molecular function (GO): protein tyrosine phosphatase activity
Source: RefSeq, a predicted model, not a curated record